Messenger RNA from Cavenderia fasciculata, 3213 nucleotides. It is a transcript of the gene valS1, whose product is annotated as valyl tRNA synthetase. The record is from RefSeq and is a predicted model, not a curated record. Gene Ontology annotation, molecular function: valine-tRNA ligase activity; ATP binding; aminoacyl-tRNA deacylase activity. The coding region runs from base 1 to 3213 and encodes 1070 amino acids. Gene Ontology annotation, cellular component: cytosol. Gene Ontology annotation, biological process: valyl-tRNA aminoacylation. NCBI's taxonomy places the organism in Eukaryota, Evosea, Eumycetozoa, Acytosteliales, Cavenderiaceae. The transcript is spliced from 3 exons.
AUGAGUGAACCAAAACCAACUACUCAAACUCCAACACCUGUUGAAUUGACAGAGGAGCAAAAGAAGAAGCAAGAAGAGAAAAAGAAGGCAAAGGAAGCCGAAAAGCAAGCAAAGCUUGCAAAGUUGGCUGAAAAGGAAUCUAAAGCUAAAGCAUUAAAAGAAAAGGAAGAAGAAAAUAAGAAAAAGAAAGCAGCAAAGGAAGCAGAAGAAAAGGAAGCUGCUGACAAAGAAGCUGCAAAGUUACGUGAUUAUACCGACAAGGUAUUACAAACACCAAUUGGAGAAAAGAAGGAAUUCUCUGGAGAAUUAUACCCAUCAUAUCAUCCACCAGCAGUUGAAGCACGUUGGUAUGAUUGGUGGCUCAAGAAUGAAUUCUUUAGCCCAGAAAAGCAAUUAGAGAUUCAACAACACGUCCAAAAGGAUAAAAAGUUUGUUAUUGUCAUUCCACCACCCAACGUCACUGGUUCGUUGCAUUUGGGUCAUGCUUUGACAAACUCGAUUCAAGAUGCGAUUGUUCGUUAUCACAGAAUGAAGGGUGAAGUUGCACUCUGGGUUCCAGGUACCGAUCACGCUGGUAUUGCAACACAAGCUGUUGUCGAGAAAAAGUUGAUGCGUGAACGUAACAUUACUCGUCACGAAAUUGGUCGUGAACAAUUUGUUUCUGAAGUUUGGAAAUGGAAGGACGAGUAUGGAUCACGUAUCCAAAACCAACUCAAAAAGUUGGCUUCUUCAUUGGACUGGAAGCGUGAGGCAUUUACAUUGGACGAUACUCGUUCACGUGCUGUAAACACUGCCUUUGUUCGCAUGUUUAACGAUGGUUUGAUUACUCGUUCAUCGCGUCUUGUCAAUUGGUCUUGUGCACUCAAGACUGCCAUCUCUGACAUUGAAGUCGACUAUAAGGACUUGGAAAAGCACACCAAGAUGUCUGUCCCAGGACACAGCGGUGAAUACGAUUUUGGUGUUCUCUUUGAAUUUGGUUACCCAGUCGAGGGCAGCCAAGAACUCUUGUACGUUGCCACCACCCGUAUCGAGACCAUGUUGGCCGAUACUGCCGUCGCCAUCCACUCUGACGACGCUCGUUACAAGCAUCUCCACGGAAAGUUUGUCGUCCAUCCAUUGCUCGGCAAGCGUAUUCCCAUCAUCACCGAUGAUGUCCUCGUCGACCCAUCCUUUGGUACCGGUGUUGUCAAGGUUACACCAGCACACGAUCCAAACGAUUAUGAAACUGGUCUCCGUCACAAUCUUCCCAUGAUCAACCUCUUUACCGACGAAGGUUUGAUCAACGAGAAUGGUGGUCAAUUCAAGGGAUUGAAGCGUUUCGAUGCUCGUAAUGCCGUUAUCAAGGCACUCGAAGAAAAGGGUUGCUACAAGGGCAUGAAGGACAACAAGAUGCGUAUUGGUGUUUGCUCACGUUCCAAGGACGUCAUCGAGCCAAUGGUCAAGCCACAAUGGUACGUCAAGUGUGGAGACAUGGCUCAACGUGCCAUCAAGGCCGUCGUCGACAAGGAACUCGAGAUUAUCCCAGCCACCCACGAGGUUACUUGGUUCCGUUGGUUAGAGGGUAUCAAGGAUUGGUGUGUCUCUCGUCAAUUGUGGUGGGGCCAUCGUAUCCCUGCCUACUUGGCACGUAUCCAAGGUCGUCCCGAACCAGACCACUUUGACAUGGAGAACUGGGUUGUUGGUGAGACCAAGGAAGAGGCUUUGGCCGUUGCAUUGAAGCGUUUCAACGUUGCUGCCGACCAAAUCUCGCUCGAACAAGAUCCAGAUGUCUUGGACACUUGGUUUUCGUCUGGUUUGUUCCCAUUCUCAACUAUGGGAUGGCCAGAAAAGACUGCCGACAUGGAAAACUUUUACCCAACCAGCCUUCUCGAGACUGGCUCGGACAUUCUCUUCUUUUGGGUCGCCCGUAUGGUUAUGAUGGGUCAACAACUCACCGGCCAAUUACCAUUCAAGCAAGUCUUCCUCCACGCCAUGGUUCGUGACUCUCACGGUCACAAGAUGAGCAAAUCAUUGGGCAACGUCAUUGAUCCAACCGACGUUAUCAAUGGUAUCUCCCUCAACCAACUCCAAGAGAACCUCAAGACUGGUAAUCUUGAACAAAAGGAGUUUACCAGAGCCUCUGCUGCCCUCAAGCUCGACUAUCCAAACGGUAUCCCAGAGUGUGGUACCGAUGCCCUCCGUUUUGCCCUCUGCGCCUACACCUCGCAAGGUCGUGACAUUAACCUUGAUAUUCUCCGUGUCGAUGGUUACCGUCGUUUCUGCAACAAGAUUUGGAACGCUACCCGUUUCGCUUUGAUGAAGUUGGGUACCGACUAUAAGCCAAUCGACUUUGACGCCGAAGCACUCAUCAACAACUCGUCCUCGGUCAACCGUUGGAUCUUGAAUGCUGCUGCACGUGCCAUCCGUCUCGUCGACCAAGGUUUCAAAGACUAUGACUUUGCUGCUGCCACCACCGCCAUUUACAACUUUUGGUUGCACGAACUCUGUGAUUUCUACCUCGAAACCACCAAGCCCAUCUUUAGUGACGACAAUAACGACGCUGAAGACAAGCUCCGUACCAAGCACACCCUCUACACUUGCAUUGAAAUCGGUCUCAAGUUGCUCCACCCAUUCAUGCCAUAUUUGACCGAAGAACUCUACCAAUCGAUUGCUCACCGUCCAUCCGACAAUCUCCCCACCAUCAUGUUGGCACAGUUCCCACUCGAACAACCACAAUGGAUCGACGCCAACAUUGAAGAGGAAAUGAAGCAAUGCCAAGACCUCAUCACUGCCAUCCGUUCGCUCUGCAACAAGUACCGUGUCAAAAAGGUCCCCAUCUUUGCUCACGCCAAAAAGGAGGAAUUGCACAAAUUGUUUAGCCGUCACGCUCACCUCAUCAAGGUCCUCACCAACGCCUCGGACUUCCAAGUCCACCUCACCUCUGAAGGUCGUACCGGAUGCGUCGUCGACACUUACAAUGACAGUCUCUCGAUCCUUCUCGAUCUCUCCACUUCUAUCGAUUUCACUGCUGAAAUCAAACGUCUUGAAGGCAGUCGUACCAACUUGCUCACUCAAAAGGACGCUCUUUUGAAAAAGAUUAACAUCCCAUCCUAUGACAAGGUCCCACAAAAAAUCCGUGAAGAUAAUACUACCAAACUCAAUGGUAUCGAAGAAGAAAUUAAAACUCUUUCAAAUAGUAUUGAAUCCUUUCAAAAAAUGUCUUUAAACAAAUAA